AUGACGACUAAAGAAGAGGAAAGCAUAGCUUUUAAGACAGUAACUAAAACCAAAAGUAAAACCCCUUUCAAGUGUUUCAAUUGUAAUCACAUAGAUCAUGCCCAGAUCAACUGCCCAAACAAAGAACUCAGCAAAAACCUGCUGUCAGUGCUCUGUAUUAUAGAAAAUGAUGGAGAAGUGUUGUUUACAAAAGAGAAAGUCCAGAUACUCAAGGACAAAAAUGUUUUAAUCGAAGGAAAAAAGGAUGAAAAUGGAUUGUUUGUAAUUAACUUUAGUGUGAGGAAUGAAGCUAUGAUGACUCAGCAAGAUACAAAUGUAGAGUGGCAUAGAAAGCUAGGUCACAUAAGUUAUGUGAAUCUUAGGAAACUGCAAGAGAUAUGCCAAGGGCUACCAGAAAGUGUGAGCAAGUGUAAAAAUUUUGAUAUAUGUUCAGUGUGUAUGCAGGCCAAACAAGAAUAUGUAAAUGAAGCUGAGUGUCACUUCAAUAAAAGAGUGAGAAGAAUAAGAUGUGACAAUGGAGGGCAAUAUAAGAACAACGCCUUGAGAGAAUGGUGUAAGAACAAGGGGAUUGUAAUGGAAUUUACUACACCAUAUUCACCACAGCUAAAUGGCACUGCUGAAAGGAUGAACCGUACCAUUGUGGAAAAGGCAAGAGCAUUGAUUUUUGACUCAGGUUUAAAUAAGAGAAUGUGGGGUGAAGCUGUACUCACUUCUGCAUACCUGCUAAACAGAAGUCCAACAGUGACAGUGAAUGGAACGCCAGCGGAAAAUUGGUAUGGUAAAAGACCAGAUCUGGCUGGAUUGAAGAGUUUUGGUUCGGAAAUGUACACUAAAAUUCUCGUACCAUUGAAAAAGUUGGACAGUCAUGGCAAGAAAGGAAUAUUCGUUGGAUACAACACAAAUGGCUACAGAAUAUGGGAUCCAAAUACAGAAAGGACCUGUGUCUCCAGAGAUGUGACAUUUACAAAAGAAACAUUCAUGCACCCAAACUACCGAGACUAUCACACAGAGAGCCAAAAGGAGGGUAUGCUCACCUAUACAUAUGAUGAGUGCAUGGAGAGCGAAGACGGCGGGAAGUGGAAGAAAGCCAUUAAAGAGGAAAAGGAUUCGCUCUACCAAAACAAAACUUGGAUGUAUGUAAACAGAAAGAAAGCAAUGGGCAAGAAAAUUCUGACCAGUAAAUGGGUUUUCAAAAUAAAGGAUGAUGGAAGACACAAAGCCAGACUGGUUGUGAGAGGAUGUCAACAAAAGGAAGGGGAAAUAGAUUUCAAGGAUACCUUCAGCCCAGUUGUUGACAUGAAUUCUCUUAGAGUACUGUUUGCCAUAGCAGCACGUAAGAAUAUGAACAUGCAAACCUUUGAUGCGAAGGCUGCCUUCCUGUAUAGAGACCUUGAGGAGGAAAACUACAUGGAGAUACCAGAAGGAUACAAGAACACUGGCAAGAUAUGUCUCCUGAAAAAGGCAUUAUAUGGCCUAAGACAAGCACCAUCACAAUGGAACAAGAAGUUGACAACCUUUCUAAAAGAAGAAGGUCUAAACCAACUAAAAUAUCUGACCAAUGCAUUUUUAAGAAUGAUGCCAAUAGUUUGUUCAUGGCCAUUCAUGUGGAUGACAGGAUAA
Cryptotermes secundus is the source of this 1620-nucleotide messenger RNA. RefSeq lists its product as uncharacterized. The record is from RefSeq and is a predicted model, not a curated record. Gene Ontology annotation, molecular function: nucleic acid binding. NCBI's taxonomy places the organism in Eukaryota, Metazoa, Arthropoda, Insecta, Blattodea, Kalotermitidae. Gene Ontology annotation, biological process: DNA integration. The transcript is spliced from 4 exons. The coding region runs from base 1 to 1620 and encodes 539 amino acids.